AUGUCGAAGUUGUGGCUUAUCCUUGCGAUCGUGUUUCUGGUCAGCCAAACAACGGUGCCAGUUACCGGUAAUCCAGUGGGUGCUUCCGGCAAAGCGAAAAGCACUGCAGGAGACGACUCGACAUUCGGCUCUGGUGAUGCCGAUGCAGGAAGAACGUCAGGAGCUCGAGUCGACUCGGGAAGCGGCUCUGGUGAUGGCGAUGCCGGAAGUACGCCAGGAGACACCUCGACAAGCGGCUCUAGUGAUGACGAUGCAGGAAGAACGUCAGGAGACGACUCGGCAAGCGUCUCUGGUGAUGACGAUAUAGAAAGCGUGUCAGGAGACACCUCGACAAGCGGCUCUGGUGACGAUGUGGGAAGCGCGUCAGGAAGCGACUCAGCAAGCGGCUCUAGUGACGAUGUGGGAAGCGCGUCAGGAAGCGACUCAGCAAGCGGCUCUGGUGACGAUGUGGGAAGCGCGUCAAGAAGCGACUCGGCAAGCGGCUCUGGUGACGAUGUGGGAAGCGGGUCAGGAUCCGGCUCGGCAAGCGGCUCUGGUGACGACGAUGCGGGAAGCGGCUCCUCAGGCGAUGACGAUUCGGGAAGCUGUUCCGCAAGUUUAGGGAACGGCAGGGGCAGGUAUGGAAGCGCUGGUACUUGCAGUUCUUCUAAAGAGGUGCACUACCACAUUCACAUCGACAAUGGGUGCGGGUCCAGGGGCAGGUCCUGUUCUAGUAGAAGCAGCUCGAAGGAGACCCACAUCCAUAUCCACGUGGGAAAUAGCUGCGCAAAUGGCGGUGGCAGUGGUGAAUCGGUAGAGGACGAAUCUGAAGCGUGUGGAUCCGAAGAAGAUGCAUCGGAGGAGAGCCAAUCCGACGAAACUAGCGAAUCAGCGGAAAGCAAUUCCGGAGGCAGCAAUGAAUCUGCAGGCAGCACUGAAUCGGCAGGGAGUGAAUCUGCAGGCAGCACUGAAUCGGCAGGGAGUGAAUCUGCAGGCAGCACUGAAUCAACAGAGAGUGAAUCCGGAGGCAGCACUGAAUCAGCAGAAGAGGAAUCCGGAGAGAGCACUGAAGAGGUGGAAGUGGUAUCCGGAGAGAGCACUGAAGAGGUGGAAGUGGUAUCCGGAGACAGCACUAAAGAGGUGGAAGUGGUAUCCGGAGGCAGCACUGAAGAGGUUGAAGUGGUAUCUGGAGGCAGUACUGAAGAGGUGGAAGUGGUAUCCGGAGGCAGCACUGAAGAGGUGGAAGUGGUAUCCGGAGGCAGCACUGAAGAGGUGGAAGUGGUAUCCGGAGGCAGCACUGAAUCAGCAGAAGAGGAAUCCGGAGACAGCACUGAAGAGGUAGAAGCGGUAUCCGGAGGCAGUACUGACGAAGCAGAAUAGGAAUCCGGAGGCAGUACUUAGAGGCAGAUGAGGAGAGCGGAGACAGCACUGGAUUAACAAUCCUUAGGCAGCACUGAAGAGGUAGAUGGGAAUCCAGAAGCACCAAUUAAUCGGCAUAGUGUGGAACCGGAAGCAGUGCUAAUGUUGACGAAACCACAUCCAAAGAAUUUAUGACUGACAUAUUGAUAUGCUAAACACAUCGCAAGAGAAUUCUUUAGACAGCUUAAUGCAAACUCAAUAUAC
This is a messenger RNA of Branchiostoma floridae (Florida lancelet), 1602 nucleotides long. RefSeq names its product secreted protein C-like. NCBI's taxonomy places the organism in Eukaryota, Metazoa, Chordata, Leptocardii, Amphioxiformes, Branchiostomatidae. Bases 1 to 1359 code for a protein of 452 amino acids. The transcript has 3 exons. The record is from RefSeq and is a predicted model, not a curated record.